ACCUCCCAGCCAGCAGGUAGUGUGUGUGUCAGCGUGUUUCUCUAAACAUACAUUAGCAGAGGUGUUUAAUCAUCAAUUGACACAAAGUCCCCCGAUCUCCUGCCCCUGUUCUCUCUCUCUCUCUCCUACUCGUUCUCCAUAGUGUCUGCAGCAUUGGUCAGGUGUGGGGUUAGUGAAUCAGUGGUCAGGUUUAGGGUUAGUGUACGGUGUGUCUGAAGCAGUGGUCAGGUCUGGGGUUAGGUAUGUGUGUGUGUUAGGGUUAGGUGUGUGUUAGGGUUAGGUGUGUGUUAGGGUUAGGUGUAUGUGUUAGGUGUGUGUGAGUGUGUUAGUGUGAGUGGUCAGUAAUGGCGUCCAACUCCACCACCCAGUUCUUUGCUCUGUCCCAGUCCUUCAGUAUCUCUGACAUCAUCAUCAUCGCUGCUUACUUCCUGCUCAACGUAGCCGUCGGCAUCUGGUCGUCGUGCAGGGUCAGCAGGAACACUCUGAGUGGAUACUUCCUGGCUGGGAGAGACAUGGCCUGGUGGCCGAUCGGAGCCUCUCUGUUUGCCAGUAGCGAGGGCUCUGGUCUGUUCAUCGGUCUGGCUGGAACAGGAGCUGCCGGAGGCAUCGCUGUAGCUGGCUUCGAAUGGAACGCCACCUAUGUGUUGCUGGCAUUGGCUUGGGUGUUUGUACCAGUCUAUGUGUCUUCAGGGAUCGUGACCAUGCCGGAGUACCUGGGUCGUCGGUUCGGAGGGGAGAGGAUCAGAACCUACCUGUCUGUUCUCUCUCUGAUGCUGUCUGUCUUCACCAAGAUAUCAACAGACCUGUACUCAGGGGCGUUGUUUGUCCAGGUGUGUUUAGGAUGGAACCUGUACCUGUCUACCGUCCUCAUGCUGGUGGUCACUGCCCUCUACACUAUAGCAGGUGGUCUGGCUGCUGUCAUCUAUACAGACACUCUGCAGACCUUCGUCAUGAUUAUAGGAGCAAUCAUCCUCACCAUCACAGCGUUCAACAAGAUUGGAGGCUACAGUAACUUGGAGAGAGUUUACCAGGCAGCCAUCCCUUCUAAGAUCAUCCCCAACAGUAGCUGUCACCUGCCCAGAGAGGACGCCAUGCACCUGUUUAGACACCCGGUUACUGGAGACCUGCCCUGGCCUGGCAUGACCCUGGGACUGACUAUACUGGCUACCUGGUACUGGUGUACUGACCAGGUCAUCGUGCAGAGGUCCCUGUCAGCUAAGAACCUGUCUCAUGCCAAAGGAGCUUCUAUCCUGGCGUCCUACCUCAAGAUGUUACCAUUCAUAUUCAUCAUACUUCCAGGCAUGAUCAGCAGAGCUCUGUACCCAGACUCGGUGGGGUGUGUGGACCCAGAGGAGUGUGUGAGGGUGUGUGGAGCGGAGGUGGGCUGCUCCAACAUCGCCUUCCCCAAACUGGUCAUCGAGCUCAUGCCCAGCGGUCUGCGGGGGCUGAUGAUAGCAGUGAUGAUGGCAGCCCUGAUGUCAUCGUUGACCUCCAUCUUUAACUCCUCCUCCACGCUCUUCACCAUGGACAUCUGGAAGAAGUACCGCGCGUACGCCUCGGAACGGGAGCUGCUAUUGGUCGGCAGGAUAGUAACAGUGAUUCUGGUGGUGAUAAGCGUGGUGUGGAUUCCAAUCCUGCAGUCGGCCAAUAGCGGACAGCUCUACGUUUACAUCCAAUCAGUGACCAGUUACCUGGCUCCACCCGUUACCGCUGUCUUCUCAUUGGCUAUCUUCUGGACCAGAACCAACGAGCAGGGAGCUUUCUGGGGUCUGAUGGUGGGGCUGGUUGUCGGUGUGUGUCGGAUGGUUCUAGAAUUUGCAUUCCCGCCUCCUCGCUGUGGUAUCCAAGACGACGCCCCGUCAGUGCUGCGCUCCGUUCACUACCUUCACUUUGCCAUCAUCCUCUGCUUCCUGUCUGCUGCCGUUGUCAUGGUGAUAUCACUACUGACUCCGCCCCCCACUGAAGAGCAGGUGCGUAACCUGACGUGGUGGACUUUGACUCAGGAGGAAGAGGGAGAAAUACCACUCCAGAAAGUCUCCUCUAUCAGCCACCGAGAGCAGAGACCCCAGGUCCACGGUUCUGCUCCGGUGCGGAGGGCGGUCUGCGGCCGCGGGGCGGGGCUCUGCAGCUCAGCGGAGGGGCCAGCAGAAGAGGUUCCGUUACCCAGAAUCCCCAGCGUUAGAGAGAGUGUGUUUUGGUCUCGCUUCUGCUGCGUCAAUGCCAUUCUGCUGAUCUGUGUUAAUAUAUUCCUCUACGCUUACUUCGCCUGACCUCUGACCUCUAACUGCUGUCCCAGUAGGAUACUUCCUGUGGGUGUUUCCAUCUCUACAUAAAUCAAUGUUCUUAUGGUUCUAGAAGAUGUAUCGUUCUAGAAUGUUACGGACCUGUGAUGUCACAGUGGGUAGGGUCCCAUUUAGUGUACUGUAUAUGGACCUCUGAUUGGUCAAUAUUGUGUCCUUGUGUAAAUGAGAUUCAUGAAUAAACACGUGGCCACGUCUUGUAAUCUACAGAGGAAAAACUUUAUUGUCAUCAAGAUCAGAGAUCAGUGGUUAGAGGUCAGAGGUCCGGGGUUAGAGGUCAGGGUCUAGGGGCUAGGGGAGAUACAUUUCCUAUAGGUUCACCACACACACAGUAGAGUAGCAUGAAAUACACCUGACCCCAUACCUCAACCAGACCCAUAGCAUGUUGUAUCAAUACUACAAUAACUAACUGUUACAUGAAAUACACCUCACCCUGACCCCUGACCCCUGACCCCAACCAGACCCAUAGCAUGUUGCAUCAAUACUACAAUAACUAACUGUUACAUGAAAUACACCUCACCCUGACCCCUGACCCCAACCAGACCCAUAGCAUGUUGCAUCAAUACUACAAUAACUAACUGUUACAUGAAAUACACCUCACCCUGACCCCUGACCCCAACCAGACCCAUAGCAUGUUGCAUCAAUACUACAAUAACUAACUGUUACAUGAAAUACACCUCACCCUGACCCCUGACCCCUGACCCCAUACAGAUAUAUACUUCAACCAGACCCAUAGAAUGUUGCAUCAAUACUACAAUAACUAACUGUUACAUGAAAUACACCUCACCCUGACCCCUGACCCCAUACAGACCCAUAGCAUGCUGCUUGUCAAACAUCUCAUUCCAAAAUCAUGGGCUUUAAU
Messenger RNA from Oncorhynchus mykiss (rainbow trout), 3162 nucleotides. NCBI's taxonomy places the organism in Eukaryota, Metazoa, Chordata, Actinopteri, Salmoniformes, Salmonidae. The record is from RefSeq and is a predicted model, not a curated record.